UCGGGGAAGUGUUUUGCCUACGUCUCGGGAAAUUCCCUGAGAGUAACGAGUAAGCGCGCAGAGAGGAAGAUCCCAGCUGCCGUACGCAGCCAAGCAGCGCUCAGACGCGGAACAGGCAAGACGGAGGCUGCCGCCUGAACGAGAAGCAGCUCCGUAGACUCCACCAGCCUCAGCGGGAGAAAGUCCCACCAUGGCCGGUGGUCAUGAGCCAUAUAUUGAAAUACAUGAGCAACCUAGACAGAGAGGGAUGCGUUUUCGAUACAAAUGUGAAGGAAGAUCGGCAGGCAGUAUUCCAGGUGAACAUAGUACUGAUAUCAACAGGACGUUCCCAUCUAUACAGAUCUUGAACUACUUUGGGAAAGUAAAAAUCAGAAUAACAUUGGUAACUAAGAAUGAACCCUAUAGGCCGCAUCCUCAUCAGUUGGUUGGAAAGGAUUGUGAAAACGGUUACUAUGAAGCUGAAUUUGGACCUGAGCGUAGAGUUUUGAGUUUUCAGAACCUGGGCAUUCAGUGUGUGAAAAAGAGAGAACUCAAAGAAUCCAUCAUUUCACGAAUUGCUAAGAAGAUCAAUCCGUUCAAUGUUUCUGAAGAACAGCUGUUGACAGUUGAAGAAUAUGACCUAAAUGUGGUGAGACUCUGUUUCCAAGUAUUCAUCUGUGAUGAACAUGGCAACUGCACACAACCUAUAUCCCCAGUCGUCUCCAACCCCAUUUAUGAUAACCGUGCACCCAAUUCAGCUGAAUUGAGAAUCUGCCGUGUGAACAAGAACUGUGGAACAGCGAAAGGAGGAGAUGAAAUUUUCCUCUUGUGUGACAAAGUUCAGAAAGAUGAUAUAGAAGUGAGAUUCUUCAUGAAUGACUGGGAAGCCAAGGGGAUUUUUUCACAAGCUGAUGUUCAUCGUCAAGUAGCAAUUGUCUUCAGGACGCCCCCAUUUUUCAAAGAUAUCCCAGAUCCUGUGACUGUGAAGAUGCAAUUGCGAAGGCCCUCAGAUCAGGAAGUCAGUGAUCCUAUGGACUUUAGAUAUUUACCAGAUGAAAAAGAUCCUUAUGGCCAUAAGGCAAAGAGGCAGAGGUCACCAAUGGCUUUACAAAAACUCAUUCAAGACUCUGGUGCCUAUGAAAGAUCUAAUGCUUCUCUGUUCCAGACAGCCAGUAAUGAAGGAAAAUUCAUUAAGAAAGAACCAAAUCUAUAUUGCUCAAUGAUUGAAACAGCCAUCCCACUGCAGAAAACAUCUGCAAGCAUCCCUUCCUUGCAGUCAUAUUAUUCUCCUCCUUUAAACCACUUAAGUCCCAAUGGACAUCCUGGUCCACCUUUUCAAAUGACAGAGUCCGUUAAGCAGGAUGGGGUUCUGCCAUCUUGCUGGCAUUCCUCUGUUUCACCUCUAAAUGUUUUGCUGCAACAAAGAAACGUGGGUGAUACGUUGCAUCCUACAGUGCAGAAUGUUAGCUCUCCAUGUCUUGGACAGGAGAAGAGUCUGAACUGGGCCAAUCAGAAAGAGGGGAACAUUUAUCAAGGAUUCUUUGGAAUAAUGAAUGAUCAUGAGUCAACAAUGUCAUCAUCAUCACCUUCACCAUCAGUGUCUCAGCAAGAAAUUCGGAAUGUCCCCAGCACUGUUGACAGCCAGUCUAUUCAUCUAGAAAAUGCUGCAGUGUCCAGUGACAUUAGCAUGGAAAUGGAAGACUCCAGAUGCUCAGAUGUUAACUUAGAAAAGUCAUCUUUCGUUCAAGCUUUAAAUCCAAGCAACCACAGGAAGAAAGUCCAACCGUUGCUCCCUCCUGCCAUAUCAACAGUAACCACUUCUAGCUUAUCUUUGACCUCUAUGUCCAAUAUUUUUGAGACACAAAAUUUUCAUUAUUUGGCUAGCCUUAAUGAUUCAGGAUUGGCCAGCAAUCCAAACACCAUAAAUAUAUCAAAUUUUGAUACUUACAGCACCCAAGAUGAUGAGUUCCUAAAUUCCAUCGGAAGUAAUUUUGAUAGCAUACUUUAAACAUACAGUUGUUAAACUGUAGCUGAUUGUUGCUCAGACACAGUAUACAGUAUACAGUAUACAGUAUACAGUAUACAGUAUACAGUAUACAGUAUACAGUAUACAGUAUACAGUACACAGUGAUCUCUUGCAAUAUGUGAGUUAGUUUUUCACAUAUCUAUUGUACCCAUCCUUGAAAUUCUUUUUUUAAUACUUGUAUUAAAUUUAUCUAAGUAUAAAAGACAAAUGAAAGUGGGAAAAGAGGGAAGGGAAAAGAAAAAAGUAUUUAACUUUUUUUUCAAGCACAAAAUCCAGAAGUUUCCAAGUAAAAACAAACUUGGAUAUGUUCCUUUCUUUGAUUAGACAAGUCAAUUUAGCCAUCUCUGCUGAUUUCAUCAGUUUUUCCAGCCAUUUAUCCAAUAUAAUUAAACUAUCUUUCCAUUUAUGUGCAUAAAGGAUUCUUGCUGCUAUCAACAUACAUAACAGGAAGAUUCCAGAAUUUUUUUCAAGUUUUUUGUCCAUUAAGCCCAAAAGAAAAAUCUUUGGUUUAAUUUUUAUUUUCAUUUUAACUAUCUUCUGAAUUAAAAAAUAAAUUUUACUCCAAUACUUCUUUGCUUUAUCACAAGUCCCCUAAAUAUGGUAAAAUGUCCCUUCUUUGCAUUUACAUUUCUGACAUACUUUUGAAAUAUCUUUCUAUAUCUUUAACAAUUUAUUCGGUGUUAAACACAAAUAGUACCUCAUUUUAUAAAAUUUAUUAAAUUAAAUUAAUUAUAAUUUAAUGUAAAUUUUAAACCAUUUGUCCAUAUGUUUUCCCACUGUUCAAGCAAGCACUAUAUUGUACCCAAAAUUCUUUUCCCAUUAAAUCAUGCAAUACAUUACAUCUUCAUUCUCCAAAUUUAAUUUCAGUGGCGAUUUAUAGAAUUUGGCAAUAACAUGUUCAUCCUUAACACACAGUACAAUUUCAAAUUCAGUUUUUAAAAUGUCAAACACAUAACUUUAAAAAUCUAAUGUAAACCUUUCUUUCAGUUCUAAAUAUGUAAAUCAUUGACAGACACAUCCUUCUGACUCCCACUCUUUUUGUGAUUUAAGGGUAGGCUCACUUUGAUUAAAAAGUAUUAUUUGACCAUGUCCACCAGUCUGGCCUCACCUUGGUUUUUUUUUUUUUUUCUGAAAAAAACUUCCUGGGAUGAUGCCCAAAGAGGUACCUUUGUAGAGAAACUUGUUUUAGAUUUGUUCCAAAUCCUUGGAUCUAGCAUGUCUAACAAAGUAAUUCUUGAAAUCAACAUUUUAACUGAUGUCAUAAGUAGGUAUGCCAUCCAUCUCUUAGUUCAUGGCUCUUUAAUUCAAAUAAUCUCUUCUUUUGAAGAGUCACCCACUCUUUCAUCCAAACGCAUUCAAGCAGGCAUCAAAGUAUAGUUUCAAAUCUGGUAAACUCAAACUUCCUCUUUCUUGAGUAUUUUGCAGUAGUUUAUAACUAAUUCUUGGUCUUUUUCCUUGCCAUAUAAAUUUAGAAAUGCCCUUCUGCCAUAGUUUAAAUGGAGUAUUGGUUGUCAGUAUCAAUAAAAUCUGAAAUAAAAAUAACAUCUCUUGUAAAAUCUUCAUCUUAAUUAAAAGAGAUUCUACCCAACAUGGAUAACUGCAAACUACCCCAUCUUAAUAGAUCUUUUUUUAUAUCAUUCCACACAGGUGCAAAAUUGCUUUGAAACAAUUUAGAUUUGUCAAUUCAACUCCAAGAUAUUUAACCCUUUUCUUCACCUUGAAACCUGAUUUUCUUGUCAAUAUUUAUAAUAUUGAAAAGUCACAUUCUUAACAUGUGUUGCUUUCUGUUCGUUUCUUUUGAAACCCACUAAAACUCCAAAGUAAUUUAAUUUCUUCAUCAAGAAUUAUAUACCAAUUUUUGAGUCUUACAGAAAUAGCAAUAGGAAUAAGUUGCAAUGGGACUUAUUUCCAAGAAAAAAAUUAAUGGGUUUGCAAGGCUGGUUAGCUGUUUCUCUUAUAUGAAACAUCUCUGAUAUGAAAUAUAGUUAAAUUCAUUUAUCCAGUGUAACCUUUCUGUGUUUUUUUAACUUCUUUGCAUUCCCAAAAUUGAUUUAAGCACUGAUGUUUAGACCACAGUUUUAUAUGUUUUGUUUGCAUUUAGGCAAAUCUGUAUUCCAGUAAUGGUAAUGACUAUGUCAUUGUGAAUAUUUUUUUUUAGAUACAGCCUUAAAAAGUAUUGAAAUAAUUUUUAGAAUUGAAAUUUUCAGAAUUCUCACAUUGAGGAAAAUACUUAUAGCUAAUGUGGAGUGCUAUUUUUCAAUAUAUGUUUGAAUUAAUCAAUAUUGAAAAUAUACAAGUGACCAAACUUUUUCUCACUCCUUCCAAUUUUCUUUGCAAUGUGAGAAAUUUUUUUUCCUUUAUGAAGUGUUUAUAAAAUGAACUGAAUUAGUAUAUCUUUGCACUCAUCACAAUCUUCAGGCAUAAAAUAUCUUCUUUGUUUUAAUGAUAUUUCUAAAGCAAUUUUCCCAUCCUAUAGUGCUCUAGAUAUAGUCCCAUAAUCCCCACUUAGCUAUUCUGAUGCAGUUUAUAAUCCAGAACAUUGCACAGACAUCUGGUAUAGACAGAAGUUGCAAAAACAAGGAUGGAUUAUCAUUGAACAUUAUAUUCAGAUGCAUGUACAAAAUACAUAUAUGCUUUAUAAUUUAUGAAUGGCACCAAUGUGCUUUUUCCAUUGCUUUAAAAUACAUGAAGCAUAAUUGGACUUGAGUUAUGAUUUUGUUCCUUUAUGAUAUAAAUAAUAAUUUUCUGAGGUAAAUUGAUUGUGUUUGGCAUACAAAUAGACAUAUUGAAAGAGAAAUAAUUGACAACAUACUGCAGCUAAUCAAAACCAAUAUAUCUGAGCUCAAAUAAAAUAGGAAUCAAGUUGAUUGCCCAGUGUUGUCAAUUGCUCUACAG
Molecule: messenger RNA, 4900 nt
Organism: Thamnophis elegans (Western terrestrial garter snake)
Lineage: Eukaryota; Metazoa; Chordata; Lepidosauria; Squamata; Natricidae
Gene: REL
Product: REL proto-oncogene, NF-kB subunit
Exons: 10
Coding region: 191-1987 (598 amino acids)
Biological process (GO): innate immune response; inflammatory response; regulation of transcription by RNA polymerase II
Cellular component (GO): cytoplasm
Molecular function (GO): DNA-binding transcription factor activity, RNA polymerase II-specific; RNA polymerase II cis-regulatory region sequence-specific DNA binding
Source: RefSeq, a predicted model, not a curated record